ACGGUCACACUGUACUGGCUUCGCUUUUUCAAAUACCGCCGCUUUUUUUGUUUUGCGAACUUAAAAAUGUCGGCUUCUGCGAAUUUGGCGAAUGUUUACGCGGAGCUGAUGCGCAGAUGCGGCGAGGCUUACACCAUAACCUACGGAGCACCUCCCAGCUAGUUGGUCAGCACGGUGGGAUCUGCGGAGGCUGGCAAAAAGAUUGUGUUGGUCUUCAAGGAGGACCGCAGUUGUGCGGCCAGGAUCCGGACCACGCCUACUAGAGCAGCGCCAAAAGUAGAGAGCUCUGCGAAUCUGGACCUGACGGGCAGCCCCUUAAAGGACAAUUGUCUGGUGGACGCGAUUGGCGACCUAUCCAUCGGCUUGGAGCUGGAGCACACGAAUCCCUGGAAACUGGAGGAGGAAUACCACCGAGGGAUUCCCGUAGACAAAGCGAGGGCCAUUAUAUGCUCGGAAUUCCUGCAGAUGUCGGACGGCCUGGGUUCCGUCUGGUUUCUCUGCGAUGGCAGCGACCCCGAACAAAUCCAGUUGCUCCAGUACGAGUUCAAUUCAACCCACUUCUCCAGGGGAAUCCUCAGUUACCAAGGAGUUCUACCCGCCUACAUGGUCACCUCGCAGUCAUUGGUGCGUCAGCAUGGCAAAGCUCCCGACGAGACUUUGAUAAAAAACAUCUACCAGGUAAAUCCCCACAUGAGACUGUGCUGCUCCUGGACAUCCAAUGCUGCCUUGCCACUGUUGGUCAACAUAAACAAUGGCGAGGUGUCCCUAAGUCACACCUUCCGGGUGGGGGAAUGCACUCCGUUGACCCAGGACUUUAUGAACCAACUGCGCAUCCUGGUCUUUAUACGCGAGGACAUUGUCUCCUACCACAAUGAUGUCAAGCAGGGCGUCGUCAGGGAUCCCAACUAUCGCUGUGGCAGCGGCAUUGACCUGGAGGAGCUGCGGGAGUCCAUAAAGCAAACCGUCACGGAUGUAUCGGGUUUCAUUGACCGCUUUAGCAUAGGCAACGCUGAGUUUGACCUUGAGGAUGUGGUGCAAAGGGCCAAGGGGCGCCGACUCACAGAUCUCACCGACAAACUGUGGGAGCUGCUCAAGUGCUGCGACUCCUACAAGGACCUAAAGCUGGGCUUUAACAUGCUCUUCCAGUGCGCCGUCCGCUGUAACAUAGUUAACACCCCAACCAACAAAAACCGGCUGGCUAAGAUUAUCACCGAGCUGGCUAAUCGGCGGUUGGCUAUGCCCUGCCUUAGUGGCGCCGAGCCCCUGGAACUCCUGUUGGAAAUAGGGCUGGAGAAACUGUACAAAGACUACGAGUUUAUUUACACGGAGAGCAAGAUGUGCAGCACCGGUCUGCUGAAGGGGGACUUCAGCGAAGCAGCGAGUGAUGAUGGCUCCCCGCCGAAUCUGCCCCAGCUGCGAAAAUCACUGCAUAAUGCGGUGAGGGGAGACCCUACGCCAGCAGCUGGAAUGCGAAAGACCCUGCUGCAUCACAACGGAGCAGUGAAGUCGGGAAAUGCGAAAUACGCAGGCGACGACGACGAUUCCGGGUUCAAAAACAGCCACUUCGACGAGCACGAGAGCACGGAGCGGGUCUCCAAGUUGUUUCAAAUUCACUGCACUUUGGAGCACCUUCUGAUGAUGCACAUUCACUUGAAUCUGACCAACGUUUACAACGAUGUCUGCUCGGAGCUGUUGAAGAAGCCGCCCAAAUUAGUCGAGGUCAUCGAUGAUCAGCUAAGCGACGUAAUGGAUGUCCGCCUGUGUGCCGACCACGUGAGGGAACACUUGGAUGGCAAGGAUCCCUACUCUCGCCAUAUAACCAUGCGUUCUAACAACAAAUUUCGCGAACUGAAAACCACCUUCUAUUUCAACUCGGAGAACAUUUGUCCUCCUAACUUGGCUCAGUGUUUUCAAUGCGAUGAUAAGGAGAUGGUCAAGGAGCGCACGUACCAUUCAUGGCUUUACCGCAAGAUUCGCUCACUUAAGUGAGGCAGGCCUGUGUAGCAAUAUAAAAUUGUCAAUAUAUUAUGUAUAUGUAUGAUUUUUAAAAAAUGUUUCAUAUUAGCUUCAAAGUCUCUUUUAAAAUGUUUUUGAAUAACUAUAAAACUGUUAAAUUUCUUGAGGUGUUUUAACAUAAUAUAAUCCUUUAAAAAAAUGCUA
Drosophila ficusphila is the source of this 2160-nucleotide messenger RNA. RefSeq names its product protein zwilch (gene Zwilch). The transcript has 4 exons. Gene Ontology annotation, biological process: mitotic spindle assembly checkpoint signaling; protein localization to kinetochore. Gene Ontology annotation, cellular component: RZZ complex. NCBI's taxonomy places the organism in Eukaryota, Metazoa, Arthropoda, Insecta, Diptera, Drosophilidae. The record is from RefSeq and is a predicted model, not a curated record.